UGACGGAAGGUCCGCAAUCUUUAGAUGCAGUCGAUGGAUUGACGCCAGAGCCGACUUUCUACCAUCUCUUCCUCUCUAAGAACCCUCUCUAAGAACCCUCUCCACUCAACCUACAACUUCCUACCCAUAUCAGAUAAGCAUCAUACGGUAUCAAUCCGUGAUAGAAAUGAUGCUGUCUUCGUCGCGAAGAGCAGCCACCUUGGCUCUAAGAGCGAAGCCGACACCUCGUAUCGUACCCUUACAGUCCCUCGCCUCCAUCUCGACCACCUCUAAGAACGAUGCUACGUCCGUGACCCCCCACGGCUCUACGGGCCUCGCCCACCGUCCGCGCAGAGAAAUCCCUCUCGCCAGCGAAGAACCCAAGAAAGGCGUAAUCCAAUAUACCCUGACCACACUCGACCAGAUCGCCAACUGGGCGCGGCAAUCGUCCUUCUGGCCGAUGACGUUCGGACUUGCGUGCUGCGCUGUGGAAAUGAUGCACGUGUCGGCACCGCGAUACGACCAGGACAGGCUAGGAAUUAUCUUCCGAGCGUCACCACGACAGUCGGAUAUUAUGAUCGUAGCAGGUACACUGACCAACAAGAUGGCGCCGGCGCUACGACAAGUGUACGAUCAGAUGCCGGAGCCGCGCUGGGUCGUCAGCAUGGGUAGCUGCGCCAACGGCGGCGGCUACUACCACUACAGCUACAGCGUCGUGCGCGGCUGCGACCGCGUCGUUCCCGUCGACGUCUACGUCCCCGGCUGCCCACCCACCAGCGAGGCCCUCAUGUACGGUAUCUUCCAGCUCCAGCGCAAGAUGCGGAACACCAAGAUUACGAGGAUGUGGUACAGGAAGUAAACUAGAGGGUUAGAGAUGGAGAGACGGUAAUGAAUGGGAACGGCGAGAUCAUCCGGCUCCGGCUCCGGCUCCGGCUUCUUCGGCCGAGACCCGACGGCGCGGCGCUAGAUCACCUUUCUCUUUUGUCGAGGAGUGACGUACUGUACAUAAGAUACCGCGGGCUAUAUACAUUCGCAUUCGCAUUCGCAUGGUUUACG
Messenger RNA from Daldinia loculata, 1035 nucleotides. RefSeq names its product mitochondrial NADH-ubiquinone oxidoreductase 20 kd subunit. NCBI's taxonomy places the organism in Eukaryota, Fungi, Ascomycota, Sordariomycetes, Xylariales, Hypoxylaceae. Gene Ontology annotation, molecular function: 4 iron, 4 sulfur cluster binding; NADH dehydrogenase (ubiquinone) activity; quinone binding. Gene Ontology annotation, biological process: electron transport coupled proton transport; mitochondrial respiratory chain complex I assembly; aerobic respiration. The record is from RefSeq and is a predicted model, not a curated record. Bases 167 to 838 code for a protein of 223 amino acids. The transcript has 4 exons.